GAGAGAGAGAGAGAGAGAGCGCGUGUGUGUAAGUGCAGAGCUAUGUGACCAGCUCAAACUAGUUGGAGGAAACACAAAGAAGCGCAGCAGCUGCAGAUUUCAUUGAGAGCCGAGCAGAGGACGCACAGCAUCACAUUCACAGCAAUAAUAAUGCGGAGUUUAUUCUCAAUAGGGUUUGUUCUGCUGGUGGUGCUAAUGGUCACCGUUGAAGCCAGUAUGAAGAAAAAAGAAAAGGGUAAAGAGCCCAAAGCAGAAGCGGAGUGCAGUGAAUGGGAAUACGGGAAAUGUGUACCCAACAGUGGCGACUGUGGCAAUGGUAUUCGGGAGGCGACUUGCAAUGAACAGACAAAGAAGACCAAGUGUAAAGUCCCAUGCAACUGGAAGAAGGAUUUUGGCGCUGACUGCAAAUACAAGUUUGGUCGUUGGGCCGAAUGUGACACCACCACAGGAACCAGAAGCAGGACUGGAUCGCUGAAAAAGGCGCUUUUCAACGCUGAAUGCCAGACCACCAUUAAAGUGUCCAAACCUUGCACCCCAAAGACCCCCAAACCCAAGGGUGGCGAGAAGAAAAAAGGAAAAGGAAAGGAGAACUAACUUGAAGAGCCUCUACACAUACCCUGCCCCAACUUCCCUCUCAAUGGUACAUUCCCAUGUGAAGCCCAAAUCCUAAAUAAGGUGAAUUUCAAGAAAAAACUGUAGCCCUACCUGUUGUUAUUAUCUCUGAUUUCUUUUGUAAUUAGUAAAUGUAUGGUUGUCUGUGCUGUUGUUAUUUGAUCUCUGUAGCAAAUUUUUAAUUGUAAUUGCAUGUAUGAAAUAAGCAGCAGCGAAUUUGUCGUUUAACAGAUCGUCUUUACUAAAGAGAAAAACAAGUGAGAACCUGAUGUGACCCUAGUUUUGCCCCUAAAGGGAUCUCUUUGUAAAUUACAACACCGCUGUUUUUGAAAGACACCCAUUUCUGUAUGCUACAACAUGUAAACUGAAUGUGUUAAACAAACACUGUUCCUGGAAGUAACGAUAUAAAAUAUCUGUUUAUAAUUGUAUGUUUUUAGAUUUGUAAUGGAUGUACAAUCAAAUUUACAACACUAAUAACUUCUACAGCUUGUGAAUAAAUGAAAAAAAGUGUAUUUUCAAUAUAA
Paramisgurnus dabryanus is the source of this 1136-nucleotide messenger RNA. RefSeq names its product midkine b (gene mdkb). The record is from RefSeq and is a predicted model, not a curated record. NCBI's taxonomy places the organism in Eukaryota, Metazoa, Chordata, Actinopteri, Cypriniformes, Cobitidae. Gene Ontology annotation, molecular function: growth factor activity.